AACCAAGCUCAAGCUUGGCCAGGAAGAACUUUUCCGGACCAGAAUAUUCAGCACCCCCAAUGAUUCCAACAACCAAAAGGGGGAAAACAACUGAGAUAGCUAGAAUCGUCCUGAUGUUGGUCUGUUCAAGAAAAACCAUGGCAGAAACCAGACACCCUAAAAGGAAAACAUUUAUUCUGGGGAUCCCAAAGCUAUGAGACCUUGUGUACAAAAGUGGCAAAAUAUAGAUGAAUCUUCAAUGGGUCUGUGAGAGCAAGUAAGACUUUGGAGGGUCUAAUACUACUGACCAAAAAGGGGGACUUCAGGACUUGGUCCUUUUUUUUUUCUUUGUGAUGGAGAUAUACAUUGGGUUAGAAUUAGAUAGAGAUAGAUGGUGUUGAUCAUAGAGCUUGUUUCAAUGAAAAGAACGUCAGAGCUUCAUCUCAUGUUUCUAUUUCAACUUCAAUCACUUCUUAUUGUCCCUUUGUGCAUUCCCAAUUCUAAGCUUCACCUCCUCUCUCUCUCUCUCUCUCUCUUGGUUUUACCAUUAUAAGACCUUUGUAACUGUAGACAAUAGAAUAUCAUUCCAUUUCCAUACUAGCAGAUGUCAUUAAAUUCCUCCUCAAUAAGUAUUCAUCUUCUUGCUAUCAAACAACCCAAUUUUUUACCACCAAAGGGAAGAAGAGUCUCACAUCAUCUCCUCCUUCCAUGGAGCCACAGCAUAUAGAGCCAUGUCUCUCUGAGACCUCAAGCAUCAUUUCAGUACCAGAGGCUCAGCCAAGUCUAGAUGGCUCAGAGAAGCAGCAGAAAGGGGAGAGGCAACAGCCAGAAGGAGAAGAAACGUUGCAGGAAGAGACUAAUCCUGAUCUCUUACUAGAUCUUAGCCUCUCUCACAAGGAUUCCAGUCAUGGGUCGAAGCCAGAACUCAAUCUUAUCGAUUGCUUGAGCGUGGGUGCAUCAGAAACUUCACCAGAGAUCCCACAAGGCACAGAGGCUGAGCCCCGAGUCUUCUCCUGCAACUACUGUCAGAGAAAAUUCUACAGCUCACAGGCUCUUGGGGGACACCAGAACGCCCACAAGCGAGAGAGGACUCUAGCAAAGAGAGGGCAUCGAAUGGGAGCUGCUGCUGCUGCUUUUGGGCAUUCUCAGUCGCACUACCAUCGCUUCUCAAGCUUGGCUUCUUUACCACUCCAUGGUUCUUUCAGUCGGUCUCUCGGAAUUCAGGUGCACUCUAUGAUCCACAAGCCAUCAGGGCAUUUAUAUGGUCACCAUGAGUGGUCGAGGUCGCCCAUCAAUCAACAACCUGCAAUUGGAAGACUGGCAAUGACCGAUUAUCAUGUGGGUGUGUCGGCAGGAUCAUCGUCGAGAGGUGGCGCUGCUCGGUUCGAUACCAGCCGGAUGUUUAGUCCUCCUAUGGAGGAAGGAAUCAGUGGUUAUUGGUGGGCAGCUAGUGGCGGCAUGAAGACUAAUCAAGAGGAGUUGCAGAAGCUCGAUCUGUCUCUGAAGCUCUGAGUUUUUUUUUUUUUCUCUUCUUCUUCUUUUCCUUCCCUCGUUGAUUUUGCUAUUUCAGUGAGAAUUUCGUGUACAUUUAAUGAUCAAAGGCUUUAGGUAUUUUGAUUACCAUUUUUGUUUUGGAAAUGUUCAAAUUAUGUGUAGAUAUUGUUAGAAACUUAGAACUUGAAGGCUGGAGCUUUGCCAUGGUGAUUAGAUUGAAUUCUGCCCGUGUGAAUUUCGCCUUAUUUAGAGGUUUAAUUUAUCUGCAGAGUUUCCCUGAAUGUAGAGUCAAUUCUUCCAAGUUUGUUUUUGAUCCCUUAACCGACCAAAAGGAUUCAAAAUGAAGUUUCAUUCUUAGUUCUUACCACUUA
Molecule: messenger RNA, 1844 nt
Organism: Nelumbo nucifera (sacred lotus)
Lineage: Eukaryota; Viridiplantae; Streptophyta; Magnoliopsida; Proteales; Nelumbonaceae
Product: zinc finger protein 1-like
Biological process (GO): negative regulation of abscisic acid-activated signaling pathway
Source: RefSeq, a predicted model, not a curated record